Molecule: messenger RNA, 924 nt
Organism: Penicillium crustosum
Lineage: Eukaryota; Fungi; Ascomycota; Eurotiomycetes; Eurotiales; Aspergillaceae
Exons: 2
Coding region: 1-924 (307 amino acids)
Source: RefSeq, a predicted model, not a curated record
AUGAAGCUUUUAAUAUUCGCACUGUGCACAGUUCUGUGCUCUCGCGUGCUCGGUCAUCCCUAUGCCUCGGAAACAACGUGGAUUCCAGCCACAACGACAUCCGUAGAGGAGUUAUGGGAAGUCCCAGAGCCGACCGAGGUAGCCCAUCUCUACGGUAAACGUGGAUAUAGCGAGAUCCUCCAAGCCAGAGACACCACUGCGACAACCGACUCUACUACAUCCACUGACACCACAACUGAUACAACUACAUCGGAGUCAACAACAUCUACGACCACAACCUCCACUUCGGAAACCUCUACCUCUACCUCUUCCACAUCUACCUCUUCCACAUCAACAACCUCCACAUCAACAACCUCCACAUCGACAGCCUCCACAUCCACAUCCACAACCUCUACAUCUACCAGCUCGACUACUAGCUCGACUACUACCAGCUCCUCAACGACAACUACUAGCGCCACAACGACAACAAGUAGUGCAACUGCAACUGCAACCAGCAGUUCCACCGCGGCGCUAGAUGAAUGGAAUCGUAAGGGCAACAUAGCAGCAAUUGUAUUCGGCUGUUGCAUGAUCUCGCUAUUUGGCGGCCUCAGCCUGCUCUACUGCUUACGCAAUAAAGCGAGGGCACGGCGAAUUGCAGCCAGAAAAGAGCUGGAGGCCAGUCCAUCAUACUCGAAGAUACCCCUUGUGGCCGCGAAACACAAUUCCGCCACUAACCUUGAACUUAACCGCUCCUCCAUGAUGUUCACCAACAAGCCAGAGACGGAAUACUUCCCAGCACAAGACGCCCCAUCAGUUUCAAAUCAUCACAGUCACAGUCACAGUCACGCUACCUCCACAACAUCUCAGACUACGGCGGGUCAAUCAUCUACUAGAGAACACAUGCCGCGAGCAUACAGCAAUGAUCAGCAUACGCCUUUGGUUUGA